Molecule: messenger RNA, 1062 nt
Organism: Bombina bombina (fire-bellied toad)
Lineage: Eukaryota; Metazoa; Chordata; Amphibia; Anura; Bombinatoridae
Gene: GPR25
Product: G protein-coupled receptor 25
Exons: 1
Coding region: 1-1062 (353 amino acids)
Biological process (GO): G protein-coupled receptor signaling pathway
Cellular component (GO): membrane
Molecular function (GO): G protein-coupled receptor activity
Source: RefSeq, a predicted model, not a curated record
AUGGAAAUGGAAUCCUUGCUGUCUGAUUACUAUGACUACAAUAAUGAUUCUGACUAUAACAAUGAGACAGAAGAACAGGUUGAAGAAAUAUUUCCUCAGGCCCAUUGGAUUCUCCCUACUCUAUAUUCAAUUUUCUUCUUCUUUGGACUCCUUGGAAAUGCUUUGGUGAUAGCUGUAAUUUCUAGAAGAAGCUCACGAAGAGCAGAUAUCUUCAUCCUGAACCUUGCAGUCUCUGACAUGCUUUUUGUCCUGACUUUACCACUUUGGGCCUCUUCCUUGGCACUUGGCAAUUAUUGGCCAUUUGGAGUUCACCUUUGCAAAACCAGUGGGUUCACCAUUGCAGUGACCCGCUGUGCUAGUUCCUUGCUGAUGGCCUGCAUGAGCGUUGACCGUUACCUUGCUGUGAUGGGGGGUCAGAAGAUGCUCCUUCUCCGAACUAAGAAUUGUUCACUUGGGGCCUGCUGCACAAUCUGGGCCGUCUCUGUCCUUAGUGGAGUCCCAGCCCUUGCCUUUCGUCAGCUCAAUGAGGAGAAUGGCGCAUGUGUUGAACCUGCAAAAUCAUCUCUCAUUGUUGGUCUAAAGAUUUCCACUGUUCUCCUCACUUUUGUACUCCCCUUAAUUGUGGUCCUGUUUUGCUACUGCUGUAUGGCAAGGCACCUAAAGAAGUACUUUGGACGUGGAAAAGGAACACUGAAGCCUCGUCGAGGGCAAAGCUGGCUGCGCAUUGUCACUUGUGUGGUUGCAGCUUAUACAUUUUCCUGGCUUCCUUUUAACACUCUCAACAGUGUAGCAAUGGCAGCUCAGCUAAAUAUGGAUUUGCCCUUACUGAACGCAAUAGAUCAGCCCCUUUGUGCGGCAGCUGCACUGGCUUUUGCCAAUAGCUGCACCAACCCUAUCAUUUAUUUCCUUCUGGAUGCUGGCUUCCGGCGUAGGGCAAAAAUGUUGAUUCCACGUAUUUUUCCUGCCUGCUGUGCAGAUUUGCUAUCCCCACUCAAUAUCCAAAUAAUACCAGCUGCCACUGGCAGCGCAGAGAGUGGCAGUACCUACACUGGCAGCUGUUGA